AUGCUGAUGGCUGAGGCAAGCCGGAAAUUCGAUUGGAAACUAAACUUUGGCGCUAUCGCCCUAAUGUGGAGGGGAGGAUGCAUAAUCAGAUCAAGAUUCCUGGGAGACAUUAAGAAGGCGUUUGACAAGAAGAAGGACUUGCAGAAUGUACUGUUGGAUGAUUUCUUCUCAAAAGCGAUGGGAGAUGCGCAGAACUCUUGGCGUAUUGUUGUGACAUCAGCAAUCCGAUUGGGCAUCCCGGUUCCGGCUAUGUCAGCAGCAUUGGCUUUCUAUGAUGGGUACUCAAGGAAGGUGCUGCCGGCGAAUUUAAUACAGGCACAACGUGACUACUUCGGUGCGCAUACGUAUGAAUUGAUGGAUUCACCAGGCAAAUGGGUGCAUACGAACUGGACUGGUCAUGGUGGACGAGUUACUAGUAAUGCUUAUAAUGCCUAA
Molecule: messenger RNA, 435 nt
Organism: Cooperia oncophora
Lineage: Eukaryota; Metazoa; Nematoda; Chromadorea; Rhabditida; Trichostrongylidae
Source: the annotation of a GenBank genome assembly